This is a messenger RNA of Mugil cephalus (flathead mullet), 3467 nucleotides long. Its product is annotated as harmonin-like. The record is from RefSeq and is a predicted model, not a curated record. Lineage: Eukaryota; Metazoa; Chordata; Actinopteri; Mugiliformes; Mugilidae. The transcript has 5 exons. Bases 644 to 1747 code for a protein of 367 amino acids.
CCACGCAAAAGACAAGUGCUAGAUUUCCUUUGACAAUCCAAGUUUUACCGUGUUUUCUAAUUAUUAGCCCUGAGCAUUUUGUUUCAUUGUUAUUUCUGAAUACUGCUGAUAGUUAAUGGCAGUUCACUUAAGAUGCAAUUUGCAGUAAGUCUCAAGUGGCUGCUAUCGAGUGAAACGGGGUUUCUUUUUUCUCUUUGAGUGCUCUAUUGUGUCUCUUUUUUGUUGCCUGCAUGGGUUUGGUGCGAUGUGUGUUUAAAAUGCUCGUGAGCGUGACCUGUGUUCAUCUCUCACCUUUUAGCGUUUGGAUGGUUUUAUCGAUACGAGGGGAAACUGCCGUCGAUACGCAAGGUACCGUGAACCGUGUGUGUUCAGUUUGCUGUGGUUUUUAAUUAGUCUUUGCGUCGGCGGGAUUAAAGUUUUCGACAUUUCAUCGAGUUAUUUCAGUCACACGCGGUGUAGCGUCACUCGCUGUCUCUGCGUGUCAUGCGGUUCGGAUUGACAGAGUUGUCUGUCCCCUGCCUUUCCAUUUUUUUUUUUUUUUGAAUUAUUAACAACGACGAGUCAGAAGGGAGAAAAGAAGAAAAAAAAGAAGAAAGUGUCCAACACGGACACACUUCAGGAGCAGAGGAAGAACAAGAAGGAGAUGGAGUUCGAGCUGAAACUCGCCAAAGAGAAAGAAGAGAUGUAUGAGCGAGAGAAGCAGCUUAAGAUCAAUCGUCUGGUGCAGGAGGUUUCGGAGACGGAGCGGGAGGACCUCGAGGAGUCGGUGAAAGUGCAGCACUGGGUGGAGCGUCUCUGUCAGACUCGGUUGGAGCAGAUCUCAUGUGUGGAGAAUGAAUCGCCAGAGCUCUCCCCGCCUCGUUCUCCCGCCUCUGAGCCCAUGGUGAAGCGUUUCGCCGGCGGCCUCCACCUGGCCACCACCGACCUGGACGACAUCAACCUGGACGACGUGGAUCAGAGCCUGAGGGGUCCCCUCAAAAGACUCGCCCCCACCCAGCCCGGCACCAGCCAGCCUCCGCCUCCCCUGCCUCUCCCCCCACCCUCGCCCAAGCUGAACCCCACCAUCCCCAACUACUCCCCCCCUACGUCUCGAGUGUCCGCGCAGCGUCGGCCUCCUUCUCCGCCCGGCGCUAGAAAACCUCCGUCCUCCUCGUCUGCCAUGACCAACCGGGGGCUCAGGCCUCAGCCGCACCGUUCCCAACCCUCUCGCCCACCUCCCUCCCAGCACCGCGCCCCCGCUCACUCAUCAUCGCGGCCUCCGUCGUCCCCUCAACCUGCUCCCCGGCCUCCUCCUCCUCCUCCUCCGCCACCACCGCCUCCUCCUCCCCCACCACCACCUCCGCCUCCACCCCCGCAGCACUCUCAAGAACGAGGAGGAGGCAGCACCUUCGGUGGGUACCGGCAGCAGCAGCAUCAUCAUCAUCAUCAUCAUCACCACCUUCAACACCCUCCCAGUCCUCCGGAGCACAGGAGCGAAUGGGAGACAGGCGGUUAUCUCCCCAGGGGAGGGAUUUACUCAUCCAACGCCAGCGAAAUGUCCUACCCCUCUAGUCCCAAGGUGAUGAGAAAUACCUCCCAUGCCAGUCAUGUUUCUACUUCAAGCAGUCCCCUGCAAUUAGCUCCCAGCCCCCCCAACCAGAGGCGUCAGAUGGGCCCCGUCAUGUCUAAGCCCGUCAUGCUGCCCCAGUCUCAGACGCACCGACCAGAUCCGCACAGACCUGCCGUCCGUUCUGACGUCCUGGUAUGAAACGCACCACACUGCAGCCAUCUCCACCACCACCCCCACCUUAAAUAGAGUCUUAAUGGAGCCAUAAAGCAUUCUGACAUCUGACACGCUGGGACUAUCAGCUGGCUGCACUAUUAAUCUCCGCCUCGUUUUUGAGCCCCCGCUGGGUUUCCCAGACUCUCCAGCUGAAGGUGGAUUUUAGACUGCGAACGUGACCGGUUCCUCGUUUUCUGUCAGAGAAACGAGCUUCUUUUCUUCUCGUAACACUCUGAUGUUGAGACAAAGAGACACAGAGGCACUCAGCAGAACCACUGGCUUCUACCUCUGUCAUUCUGCGAAUGCUAAGUUUAGUUGCUGCAGCAGGAGAUGCUAUAAAUAAAUAAGUCAGCUUUAAAUGUGGCUGCACAUGUCUUCACUUUUGAUGUUUAAAGGAUAAAAUACACAGCUGGAUGUAGUUGAAUUGGGACUAUUAUUGUUAUUAUCAAAUAGUUUAUAUCUACCACAGUUUAUUCUCACUAACCUCCAGAGACCAGAGCGUUUAUUUGGUCUGCGUUUUUUAAAAUUUAUUUACAAUUAGUAGGAUGUAAGAUGCGUCAUCUUUGAACCGGAAUAAGUAAUUUUUGAAAAAAACAAAAAACAAAUGAUGUCCUCAUAUGUGGACACUGGGAUUCUUUCAUUAUUUAUAUUAUAAUAAAGUCACCCAGUCUGUGACAAAGUAUAAAACUGUUUAUUUUAAUACCUGAACAUGGUAUUGAGCAAAAACAGAAUUGUGAACAAUGAAAUUCCAACGUCAAAUACUUGUAUAACCCACAAUCAAAAUGACAAUAGUCAUUAUCAAUACCGAUACCAAUUUUCUUUUUUACAGAUACGUGUUGCCGAUUUCUCAAAGAAAAGAUAAAAUAAAGAUAAAGACAUCAUUCUAUCCUUUGUCUCUCCCUUUAGACUGAAUAGACCCCCUCUGCUUGUUAUAAUACUCUCAUUUAAUGGCAUUUUUAAUGACAAUGUGGAAACAAACAUGGUGUAAAAUCACAUUCAGAACCAAAGAAAAUUAAAAUAAACUACAUUUACAUGGACAAAAUUUCUUCAACCUAAUUGAAAUAACACUGAAUUGAGAUUCCAACCUUUCCCUUUACAUAAUGUGUGAAGUGGUUCUGCCCACUGUGGAGCUUUAAAAAACUGAAUUAAUUUCCUUUUUUUUCUUUUUUUGAAAUCCAGCUUUUCAAAUUGAUUGAGGCUUUGUUCACCUUUUUUGAACAAAAGGUUUCAUUUAUUUUUUGCUGCCUCUUUGUAUUUGUCCUUAGUGGCGACUGAUGUUUACUCCACAAAGAGAAAGAACCAUCGAUUGAGCUUUUGUUUUUCUCCUAUCAGUCCAAACACGGGGCGUCUUUGUUCUGAUUCAGCUAUUACUCAGAUUAUGAGGGUUCACCUGUGGUGUAGUCAGACAGACUUUGAACCAGAGAGAGCAGUAACACACCACUGUUUAAACUAGUCCCACAUUUCUCUUUUUUAAAAUGUGCAUUGAUGUUUUUUAAGAGGAGAGGUGAGAGUGGACUUAUUUUCACAUACUCGCUAAAGGCAGUUACCUGGUUUUUUGUGUUUCCAGCCUCCGGAAAUGCUGAAACGGAUGGUUCCUUUCAACUCAUCCUUUAAAUCAAACAACAAACGACAAGUAAUCCAAACCUCACCCCAUCGCCGCCUCUGCUCCUCUGAGUGCUUUUCUGCAGCUCUUCCUUUUUUUUUU